GCUACAGGCUGUGUCGGGUGUUGUGAAUGUGCGGUGCAGAUAGUUUUUAACUGGAGUGACGUUUACUAAUAUGUGACAAUGGCGUCUGUCAAAGUAGCAGUACGGGUUCGUCCCUUCAAUCAAAGGGAGAUUGAUAUGGACGCCAAACUCAUAAUUCAAAUGGAUGGAAAGAAAACAAGAAUUCUGAACUCUAAGAUUGUUAAUGGAAAAGACGGUGAUUUUGGACGUGAGAGGUACAAGGAUUUCACUUUUGAUUAUUCUUAUUGGUCAUUUGACUCAUCUGAUGCCCACUACGUUUCUCAGAAAAAGGUCUUCGAAGACUUGGGUACAGAUGUUAUUGAAAGUGCCUUUGAAGGCUAUAAUGCUUGUGUAUUUGCAUAUGGGCAAACAGGCAGUGGAAAAACAUUUACAAUGAUGGGAUCUCCGGAAAACCAAGGACUUAUUCCACGUAUAUGCAAGACAUUGUUUUCACGAAUACAAGCAGGAAAGGAGCAGGGUACCAGCUAUCGGACUGAAGUUUCGUACCUUGAGAUUUAUAAUGAACGGGUUAAGGACCUGCUAAGGAAGGAUGCUACGCAUACUCUCCGUGUUCGUGAACAUCCUAAGCUAGGACCAUACGUUCAGGACCUUUCACGACAUUUUGUGUCAGAUUAUUCAGACAUUCAGGAGCUUAUGAUGCGAGGUAACAGUCAACGCACAACAGCAUCCACAAACAUGAACGAUGUAAGCAGUCGUAGUCACGCGAUCUUCACCAUUAUGUUUGUUCAAGCAGGGUUUUCAAACAACAUGCCAAGUGAAACUGGUUCUAAAGUUCAUCUUGUCGAUUUAGCUGGCAGUGAGAGAGCUGAUACCAGCGGAGCCACUGGACAGCGCCUGAAAGAAGGUGCUCACAUUAACAAGUCACUAGUGACUCUGGGCUCUGUAAUUUCAGCCUUGGCUGAACACUCGUCCAAUGAUUCAAAGUCAACUGGGAGAAAUGUAUUUAUUCCAUACCGUGACUCUGUUCUGACAUGGUUACUUAAAGAUAGUUUAGGUGGAAACUCCAAGACCAUAAUGAUAGCAGCUGUGUCCCCAGCAGACUGCAACUAUGGUGAAACUCUGAGUACAUUACGGUAUGCUAACCGUGCUAAGAAUAUCAUUAAUAAACCAACAAUCAAUGAGGAUCCUCAUGUGAAACUGAUUCGAGAAUUACGGGACGAAAUCACAAAAUUACGUGCUCUUCUUGGAAAUGAAUAUACAACUGAAUCGCAACCACAGGUAUUAGCACAGCUUCACCAAAAAGAAGUACAGGAGAAGGUGCUGACAGAAGAAUGGGCAGAAAAAUGGCGUGAAACGCAAAAGAUCCUCCAAGAGCAGAAAGCACUUGGUUUAAGAAAGUCUGGUCUGGGAGUUGUCCUUGAUUCUGAUAUGCCUCAUCUUGUUGGCAUUGAUGAUAAUGUUCUUAGCACAGGUGUCACAUUGUAUCACUUGAAGGAGGGUGAGACAUUAAUUGGUACGGAGGAUGCAUCCACGCAGCAAGAUAUUGUUCUGGAUGGAGUUGGGGUUGAAGCAGAACACUGCAGUGUUCAGCUGAAGGAUGGUGUAGCUACUCUCAUUCCAAAGCAUUCAGCGCAGUGCUGGGUCAACACAGUUCUGGUUGACAAACCAACUAGACUGUCGCAGGGUUGUAUCAUUGUUUUGGGGCGUAACAUUAUGUUCCGAUACAACGAUCCAGCAGAAGCAGCUAAGUUACGGAAGGAAGGAAGUCGUUCUCAUCUCAGCUUAUCGUGUCUGUCUUUGCUAAGCCGUUCAACUACAGAGCUUGCUUGGUCAACUGAGAAUCUCAGUGCUUCCACGGAAGAUGGAGAAAGGGUUGAGGAACUUGAAAUGCAGAGAGUUACCCUUCAAAAAGAAAAAGAAGCAUUUAAGAAAGAACAGGCUGAACGUGAACAAGACUGGGAACGUGAGCAGCGACGUAAGAGAGAGGCACUUGAGGCAGCCCAGAAGGCAUUAGAGGAGGAGCGUCAACAAAUGGAGCAGGAUUAUGAACAACAACGUCGGAAGUUGGCAGAAGAUUGGCAGCGGCUAGAACAACACCAACAGGAUGACUUAGCUGUCCUUAAGCAGAAGGAGGCAGAAUUAUGUAGGAAACGUGAAGCCCUAGAAGCAGAGAGAGCAUUUUCAAUGUCUCAGGUUGAGAGUGAAGGUAAAAUUGUGUCAGCUCUUCGGGAAGAACUAAUUCGCCAACGCAGUGAACUGGAGGCUGAAGUGAUACGGCUUCUCACAAACUGCUUCACAGAUAACAACCUAUCAAAGGAUAAGGUGUUGGCAGUUGCACAGAAGUUGUUGGACCAAUGGCCAGAUGCUGAAAGCUCAACUCCUAAUUCUUCCAGCCCCGACUCAUGGGCUAGUUUGGGAAUCGAUUCAUCUGAACCCACUCUGGAGUACGUUAGAGAUCUUGUCAACACAUACCACCAGGAAUUGGGCACUCUUGAAGCAGAACUACAGAAAAGACUGCAGGCAAUGAGUGAACACCAUUCUAGAGUUGAAUCUAUUAACAAUGAGCUUCAAGAAAUGUGCUCAAAGAUGCAGGGAGGAUCAAAAGAAUUUGAAAAAAUGAAGACAUGUUUGGCCCAAAGAACACAGGAGCAGUUACAAGAGAUAAUGCUACGGAAACAGUCAUUAUCACUGGAUCUGAAAAGGGCCACAGUAGUGUCUCCAUCUAUACCUUCUACUGAAGAGACAGUGCUACCCACAUUGUCAAGCUCGGUAGGCACUGGAGACACAUUUCACACAGCAACUUCACCAUGCUCAGAGAAGAAUGACAAUGAGUACCAGCCAGUCAGCAACAACUCCACCAGCUCUUUUGAGCAUGUGUCCCCACUAACUGAGUGUCGUGCAAGUCCAUAUCACAACAACAAGUUGAACAAAAAUGGUAUAAAUUCCGUCUCACAUGGCAUAGGGGCUGUGCAGAUGAUGCAACAGUUGUGUGAACGGAUGGGACAGCAAAAGAUGCUCAUUAUCAGAACACUGGAGGGUGAAAACUGCAGCAAGUCUGAGCUGAAUCAACAGAUCGCAGUAUUGCAGGAACUGAAGCGGCAAUAUGUUAAACUAGAAAUGGCUCUGGAGCAUCAAACCCAGGGAGACAUCACAGUUAGCAGUGAUGAGUCUGAAGAUCUGUCAACAUCAGCUGAUGACGGGUUAUCUGAGAACUUGAGUGCGAGCUUGAGGAUAGAUACCCACAGUUAUCAGGAAGACAGUCCAAGACGCAGAGCUUCGCAGAACAUACAUAAGAGAAUUCUUCAUGGCCGACUUGGAUCGCCUGUGAGUCCAAUCCUCUAUACUUCAAAUUCUAGUCAGGGAGAUGCAGAUAGUCUUUCUGCUUACAGUCUCAGCAUCCCUUCCCCCAUAUCUGAUGGCUGUGCAAGUUGGGUGCAGAUACCAUCCUACGUUUUGCGAGGUGCUGGAUCCUUCACUCACUAUGAGUAUGUGGUUCGAGUUUGUGUGGGUGAGGACAGGUGGACGAUUCUGAGACGUUACAAACGCUUCAGAGAGUUACAUCAGCGUAUGUCUGCAAAAUAUGGACCGAAGGUAGAAGCAUUGCCAUUUCCUCCACGCCGCUUCUUCUCAAAAAAAUCAGAAUCUGUGGCUCGACUGCGUCGUGUCCAAUUGGAGACAUAUCUACGGCAGCUGCUUGAAGUAUGUUCCACAAUAGAAAGUUGUCCUUUAUUCUCUUGUGUACAGAAUCCAACUCGACUUGCACUUCUCGAGUUUUCUUCUUUUUUCCGGAAAGGUGUGUUUGAAACAGGGAAGUUUGGCACAAGUUAAUGCCAUUUUGUAAUGGAGAGCAAGCUCUUUUUGGACUAAUGAAGUGUGAUACAUGUUAUUAAGUAAGCAGUGUAAUAAUUUAUUGCAAGCCAGCUACUUAUGCUGCUCUUGUGCAACUUUUAUUUUACAGAAUUUUGUUCUGAAAGUCUUUACUGGUUUUGUUUGACGACACACUCAGCUGUUUAAUGAGAUGCAUAGCUGAAAAGAGUAUGUAAAUGAAGAAUGAUAUAUGUAAAGAUUGGUUGAGCAUGGAGCUUAGUAUUUUGAUGGCACAUCAUAUUUCCAUGACAAAAGUGUUUUGUAAUUUUUUAACAGUGUAGUACACACAGAGAAUAGCAAUAUUUAAUUUUUGUUGAUAUUUACUUUUCUACAGUAUUCAGUGACGUUUCUCAUUUCUUCUCUUCUUUUAAUGAUGCAGACAAGCUCAUAUUUUUGUAAAUCACAGAUGAAUAUGUAAUGGCCUGUAAGGUGCAAACUGCUUAUACCUAUUUACUUUAUUUUAUGGUUUAUCUAAAUAAAGUUUAGUGUAAACAGGCUAUUCUGUAAGUGAUAUGAAAAUACUAUAAUCUGUUUAAUUUCCAAAUGUAUCUGAAUUGAAGAGUGGUAAUCAUGUGAGUCUCAAUAAUAAAAGGAGAUGUUAAAAAAAUGUAAGAAGGGAGGAAGAUAAGUGGCUACAAUAUUUUGGAUUUCAUUAUUAUUAUCCUGCAGAUAAAAUUUCUCUGAUUAUACCAAGUGUGAAAUAUUAUACAAGUUGAAGUAAUUGUAGAAACUGUUCAAUUUUAAGAAACUGUGCUCAAUAAUAUUUAGUGUAAAAUUAUUUCUACAAUAUUUUCUUCAUGAUGUGGGAUUAACUUGAUUAAAAUACUGCUUUAAUGAAGCUUUUAAUAAUUCUAUAAUUAUAAUGAGCAUCUUGUUUGUAUAUCUGCAAAUGUAUAUUUUGCCCCAGUUUCUCUAUGUAAACAUUGUAAUGAUUUUCCACUUUUUGUCCUCACAUUAUUCAUCUUCACCCUUUCCUGUUAGUCUUACUCCUUUAUGUCUUUCAAGUAAUUUAUGUUGAGACUAAUCUGCCAAAAGCAUUAUAUAAAGAGACGUUUGAGUGAUUUAGCGUUACUCAAUUCCCUGUCUUACAACCUGUUUGGCAGUUCUGUACAUGAUACCUCAUAGAGAUAUCUUGCAAUAUGUAUCCAAAAUAACUUGUUGAUCUCUCUCAUUGAGAGAUGCAAUAGUAGUUAACACAGAUGAAAUUGGACCCCUAUUACUUUAAAGGUAUUUGUAACCUAUAACAUAGUCAUGUUAUCAAAAUGAGUAUGAAAGGCAUUCAGUACUAUUCUUAUCAUUAUUAUUUUAAUUGUAAGAUACAAACUCACUCUUUGUACAUCAUUCCCUGAUAAGCCGUGUUUCUGAAACUUUAGAAUACAACACUAACUUCAUCAUCAUCGUUAUUUCCUCCUCCUCCUCCUCCUCCUCCUCCUCCUUUCCCCCCCCCCCCCCCCCCCCCAUCCUGUUUUGGAGGGGUGGUUGGUUUAUGAUGUAUGGAUGUGAAAGAACUGUUGUCAAUAACAAUUAUUCUUUGUUACUGAGACAAAUGCAUUCUUGUAGGAGUUAUUAAAAAAUGAAUGCAAACAAUCCUUGAGAACUGUAAGCUGUAUCUUCAAUUUUUUGUUUUACGUUGUUAAUGUAGGAAACAAUAAGUACUGAGUUAUGGUCACCAUUUUUUUCAUGAAAAUGAUUUGCAAAUGCAUUGAUUUUGCACUAAUAAAAAAGUAAGAAUCAAUGUAAAUUAUAUUUAAAUAGCACUUGUCUAAUGACUAUGCAUGGAUUGUGAAUUGUUGAUAUUCACCAUUCAUUAGCUUUCGAAAUCAUUUGUCAACCCUGCUGUUUGCAAUGUUCUUCAUUUUCUCUUUACAUUUUGAAGAAGCGUUCAGUAUGAAAAAAUUACAUUGAGCAUUCACAGAUUUAUGUUUCUUUUUGGGUCAAUUACGGUUUUUAAAGCAAUUUUUACUUGCAAUCUUGAUUUUUUGUCUUAUUUGGACAAUAUUGUCUUAAGUGUAGUGAAUUUGCACUGGGUUUAUUCCUAUAUGGAAGUUACCUGGUUUAAACUCUUGUCAGAAUGAAGAGAGUACCAUUUUAUUGUUAAAAUAAAAAAGUUGCACAGUAAAUGGAAAUUAGUUUGGCUGUUUCUCAUAUAAACUGACUAGUUUGUGUAAUAUGACAGGAAGGUGCUUCUUCUUUCUUACCUAAUUUGGACCUAUGCUGUUGGUGUUAUUGUGGAAAAUUCUCCCUCUGUUUAUUGUUCAUUGCAGAAGAGAUGACAAGUAAUAAACUAAAUAACAGUAGAAAUUUAUCCAAAAAAAUAUUUAAACUUAAAUGUUUUUGAUAAUGUUCAGAAAUUAAUGGGAAAAGGAAGUGAUGAAUCAACAGAAAAUUCUCUCCAGAAAACUAUAAAGUUAUAACACAAUUGGUGGCUAGUGCUUUCCUUCAGGACAAAUGUCUGUACUGCAAAUAGACACUACUACAUACACUAUCCUAGCUUUUGGACCUAACAGUUCCUUCCUUCUGGAGCAGAGAGGUAUAGAUUGGGAAAGGUUAAAAAUGAAAUCUAUCCACCCAUCCUCCCCGAGGGAGGAACUGUUAGUUCUCAAAGUAAGGAUACUGUAUCUUUUCUGGCACUACUGACAGUUCUUGUGAAGGUACUUACCACAAGUUCUGUCUGAAAAGAAGUGAUAUGGCAGAAAACAGGAUGUGAGGCACAAUAAAACAUUUAGUUCAAUAGUUCUCACAAGGACAUAUUUAAAUAUGAUGGUGCAGAAGAGUAAUUAGUAAAUAAUGCAGAUCUUUCAGGAAGUUUCCAUCUCAGAAGGGAUGCUUAUUGAUAAAUUAUCUCCAAAUUGUGAGAAGGAAAUAAAAUUGUUACCAGGAGUAUAGAUAUAGAUAAAAAAGAAAUUACAAGAGGAAGGAAUGAAGAGGUUAUAUUCACAGGAAAUAGUGUAGAACAUAGAGAGGAGAGGAGACUAGAUUCACAAUGAAGGGAGGCUG
Messenger RNA from Schistocerca cancellata (South American locust), 6843 nucleotides. It is a transcript of the gene Klp98A, whose product is annotated as kinesin-like protein Klp98A. The transcript has 26 exons. The record is from RefSeq and is a predicted model, not a curated record. Gene Ontology annotation, molecular function: phosphatidylinositol binding; microtubule motor activity; ATP binding. Gene Ontology annotation, biological process: microtubule-based movement. The coding region runs from base 79 to 3807 and encodes 1242 amino acids. Lineage: Eukaryota; Metazoa; Arthropoda; Insecta; Orthoptera; Acrididae.